GGGAAUGGGUCUUGCAACAGGUGUCACUGAAUGUGCCCUGAAACUCAUUCAACUGUAUUGUUCCACUCUGCUAAACAAGGAUACGCCCAAUGUACAGGUGGUAGAAGACCUUGCUAAGAGAGUAAUCUCAUCACACUUCCUAUCACAGGAUGGUGUACUCCCUUCAUGUACUACAAUGUACUACGUUCUGCACCAAUGCAUAUUUGUGAUCCUGGGCAAGGUCAUGUCAAGUUCCUGUAGCAGUGAGUGGAUUAUUUCACCAUCAUUGAUUACAACACUGGGUAUACCACUCUGCGAGUGGAAACAUGUACCAACUGCUAUCAGCCGCUCGGUCAAUACCCAUGAGGACCACACUACUGUGUCUGGUCUUCGGUUACAACAGUACCUGUACUCCAUGGAUAAUGACACAGUAACCACACUACUGAACAUGUACAUGGGUGUUAUGUACAACAUCCCGUACAUAUCCUUGGUAGUUAAUGGAUGGGUGCACACAACUCCAACGGGUCUCACUCUACCAGCACAGCAUCCCUACAACAUUGUGAUGGACUAUGUCAGGAGAUGGUGUAAUGGCUCAAAUCCAGCAGAUCACACAACAGCACUGAUUAACAACUGUAGUCAGAACAAGGUACCUGAUCUGGAAGUGGUGCAGUCUUGUAUACUGACAGCUGGAGAACUGCUUGCUAUUGAGAAUACGAUCUUGGCGACUGAUGUUAGUUCCAAACUCUUCCCAGCGUUGAAGUCAUUAGUUAAUGAUCUCAGUGCUUGCUUGCCAAGCAAGUGUGCAACUGGUCUGUCAGUGUCUGGAAUUGUGUACUUACCACCACAAACUGGAGACUAUUCUCUACCGUACAUCUCUCUCAUUGCUGCCCUACAUCAUCAAUCCAAGAGAGGCCAAGUGAGCAUUGAUCACCACUUUGCACUACUGGAAUGGUGUAAAUGUGCAGUAGCAUGUUUCGUCUGCUAUGACCUGGACAACAUCACAGCAUGCAGGGGCGGAUCCAGGAAUUUUUCAGGGGGGGUUCAAAUUUUUUCGAGUGCACAGAAUUAAAUUCGCUUCAAACUGUUUUCGGUUCGUUCACUACAUGUAUACACCGGGAGUUGCAAAAUCUUUAUUGUCACGGUAGCCCUUGCAUUGCUUGGCCAAUAAGACAAGGGUAAUGCGUUUAGAGCCUUACAAAGUACAAAGCUGCAGCACAGGCAGAAACUAAGGCCGUGACUGCAGCAUUUUCCGAACUGACGGAAGGCGAAGUUCUCUGACUGUCCUCCGGCUGGGACUCCGUGUCGUCACAUUCGCGCCGUACAUGGCGGAACGAAGCCAAGCUCAAUGGCAACUGAUCGGCCGCUCGCCUCUUUGGCAGACGUCGCGACAUGGCAAACUACACGACAAAAACAAACAUUAUCUUCGUACUGCGACGGAGGAAACCUACAGUCCAGCCAACGCGAAAUAAAACAAAACGACAAGGAAGGUAAGGAGGACAAGUGGCAGUUUCUCCACCUUUUGCUCCACCGCGACAUGGCAAACUACACGACAAACACAAACAUUAUCUUCGUACUGCUACGGAGGAAACCUACAGUCCAGCCAGCGCGAAAUAAAACAAAACGACAAGGAAGGAGGCAAAGUGGCAGUUUUCCUCCUUUUGCUCCACCACUUGAAAUGUUACUGUCGAUCGUUUCAAGUCAUAUUAAUUAUUAUGAUACGCGUACAGAGUCUACAGACCCUUCGAUUCGAACGGUACGCGUACAACAGUCCCGACCAUGUACCACUGCAUGCAUGGAGUGACGUAUACCUGCACUGCCUGUACGUGACUACUGCAUGCAUGCAGGAUUGCCAGUGAAGUCUACUGGCUACGCGUAUCGCUGCAUGUACGCUACACUUCGCUGGCUGCGCACGUGGAGAUCACAAAAAAUCGACUGGACCCAUGGUCGAAAUUAUUUUAGGGGGUUCGUCCGAACCCCCUGAACCCCCCCUGUAUCCGCCCCUGGCAUGUCCUCGUUGUGGCAUGGCUUACCUGUGUGGCAAACAUCGUCAAACUGGUGAACACCUAAGUGAACACAACCAACACUGUGCUAUGCUGGCAGCACUCAGACAUCGCAUACUCCAGUAAGUUAGAGUGUUAUCAUCAACUCACAUGACAGAUUUUGAGUGCUGUGUGAUAAACAGGUGUGUUAGUGUUGUAACUCGCUUUUCUCUGCCUGCUCCCAGUCCCGUGCCAUCUCCACACUUAUACAAAGGGACGACGAUAACUACAUUUAGAAGACUGUUUAUUGACACGACGAAGAAACACAACUAGACAUGACGAACUCAAGACGAAGACAUGAUGAACUCUCAAGACGAAGACUGCUUUUCAUACCACAGCAACACGCGCAUGCACCAACAUGACGUACACACGACGUACACACGACGUACACAAAAUAACGUACUACAACAUAACUCCCUCCCAAGAGUAGAAUCGUCCUCGAUUCUAAUAAUAAAACAGAGUAAAAAAGAGGAAAAGAUCACACAAAUCACUCAAUCAUACCACACCAGUCACACCCAUAAAUAAACACCUCUGCCUGCACUGCAGAUUAUUAAAAACUCUGUCCGCCCACCCAGAACACCAGCCACGAUCGCUGUCACAUGUGUGGGAACUGAUAACCUCAAAACUCUAACUAACUUAUGCUUCACUCAACACACCACCUCACGAUCACGCAAAAAUUCUAAAAAUGUGAGAGCACAAAUCAUAGGAAUAACAAAAAGAACAAAAUCCACUGGCUCUGUGGGGGCCUCUAGUUAUCCUCAUAGAAGAGCAAAUCAAAAAACAAACAGAACACACGCGCUGUGCGGGCGCCUCUUUACCCUCGAGGAGAGCAAAUAAUAAAGAACAAAAUGUUGGGAGAACAGAAAAUACAAAACUCACAUACUCCUCACGUUCACAACAACACACGUACCCUCUCACCAACGAAACUCCUCACGCCGUCUGCCAUGUCGUCCACCAUCUCCAGGAGCGCUGCUCAGCGUCCACAUCCUCACACUGCAGCCUUCACCUUCCAUCCUUCUUUUUUUUUUUUCAGUUUUUCUUCUGGGCACAGUUUUACGUCGUGUCCGGGACCAUUCAUCCUUCUUUUUCCUUUCCUUUUCUUCUGGGCACAGUUUUACGUCGUGUCCGGGACCACCAGUGACGACGACUGACAAGAGACGGGAGAGACGAAUGAUGAAGGACGAGGACGACAGACGAACUUCUUGAAGACGGACGAAACUGUGACGAUAGGACGACUGGAGAUGACAUCGGAAACUGGGGGCGAAGGCCACGCAGGACGAAUCCAGAAGUUGAGAUUUACAAAUUUCCAUUACCGCUGCCACCACUGUUGUAACUCGCUUUUCUCUGCCUGCUCCCAGUCCCGUGCCAUCUCCACACUUAUACAAAGGGACGACGAUAACUACAUUUAGAAGACUGUUUAUUGACACGACGAAGAAACACAACUAGACAUGACGAACUCAAGACGAAGACAUGAUGAACUCUCAAGACGAAGACUGCUUUUCAUACCACAGCAACACGCGCAUGCACCAACAUGACGUACACACGACGUACACACGACGUACACAAAAUAACGUACUACAACAUUAGUGCCUUGUUAUCAUGAGAAAAUUACAACUGAGUCUGUGUAA
This is a messenger RNA of Sycon ciliatum, 3646 nucleotides long. RefSeq lists its product as uncharacterized. The transcript is spliced from 2 exons. NCBI's taxonomy places the organism in Eukaryota, Metazoa, Porifera, Calcarea, Leucosolenida, Sycettidae. The record is from RefSeq and is a predicted model, not a curated record. The coding region runs from base 5 to 1048 and encodes 347 amino acids.